CCCAGAACUUGUGAUGUGUGAGAUUUCUGAUCUGAAUGACCAGCAGCAACAAGAACACAGGCUUGAUCCAAAUGACACAUGGUUUGAAACUUUCAAGUCGAUCGCCUGGCACGGUGGCUCCGCUUUUGAUGCAUGGUUGAAUGCCACCUCCGCCCAGAUCGCCCAAGUUCUUCUCACAUUUCCCUAUUCGUUCGCUCAACUCGGGCUAGCAUCUGGAAUUGUGUUCCAGGUGCUCUAUGGAUUCAUGGGCUGCUGGACAUGUUACAUGAUCACGUCUCUCUACGCAGACUACAGGGCGGCCAAAGAGAAAGAAAACCCGAAAGCUUUCGAGAAUCACACUAUCCAGUGGUAUGAAGUUCUUGGAGGAUUGCUGGGACCCUAUUGGAGAGCUGCAGGGAUCUUCUUCAACACCGUGCUUCUAUUUUGCACAGCCACCAUCCAAGUGAUCGCUUGCGGGAGCACCGUGUACUACAUCAAAGAUUCUCUCCCCAAGCGGACAUGGACAAUAAUCUUUGGAGCUUGCUGCCUCGUUACCGUGCUCAUCCCCAGCGCUCACAACUACAGAGUUUUAUCCUUCUCGGGGAUCCUCAUGACCACCUACACGGCGUGGUAUCUCACCAUAACCGCUGUAAUUCACGGCAAGGAUCCGGAUGUCACUCACUCUGGAGCAAAGAACGUCGUGCAGUACUUCACUGGCGCCACGAAUAUCCUUUACGCCUUUGGUAGUACUGUGACAGUGGAGAUCAUGCAUGCAAUGUGGAAGCCACGCAAGUUCAAGCUCGUCUACCUGUACGCCAUCGUCUACAUUUUCACGCUCACGCUCCCGUCCGCCAUCGCUGUCUACUGGCGAUUUGGCGACAAGAUGCUCGACAACGCCAAUGCGUUUGCGGUGUUUCCAAAAACUAAGUUCCGCGACGCUGCCGUCAUCCUCAUGCUCAUGCACCAGUUUAUACAGUUUGGGCUCAUUAGCCUUCCAAUCUUUAUCAUCUGGGAAAAGUUUGUGGGUGUCCAUCACUCCAAAUACUACGUUCUUCGAGCCAUUGCGAGGAUUCCUGUUGUUCUCGCGACAUGGUUCAUCGCGAUCAUGAUCCCGUUUUUCGGGCCAAUCAACUCCGCCGUUGGAUCUUUGCUCGUAACCUUCAGCGUAUAUCUCAUACCUUGCUCGGCUCAUAUGGUUGCCAACUUCAAAUCCACGGCCAGAAAGGCCGCCAUAGAACAGCCCCCGACGUGGAUCCUGAGAAGUUGGACCUUGGUGUAUCUUCUCAAUUCUUUCAUAACUGUGUGGGUUUUAAUUGUGGGAUUUGGGUUUGGAGUGUAUGCAAGUGUGAGGAAUCUGGUGGAUCAGAUUGACUCGUUUGGAUUGUUUGCCAGAUGCUACCAGUGCACCCGAAAAUACUAAUAAGGAUCUGUCCAACGGCAAUUAAAACUGCUAAUGUGAAUCCAAAUAUAUUUGGAAGCUCUUGACUUUGUU
Selaginella moellendorffii is the source of this 1471-nucleotide messenger RNA. Its product is annotated as auxin transporter-like protein 1. NCBI's taxonomy places the organism in Eukaryota, Viridiplantae, Streptophyta, Lycopodiopsida, Selaginellales, Selaginellaceae. The transcript has 8 exons. The record is from RefSeq and is a predicted model, not a curated record. Gene Ontology annotation, cellular component: plasma membrane. The coding region runs from base 14 to 1399 and encodes 461 amino acids.